AAGCAAACCACCAACUCAAAACGUUCAUUAAAUGGGUUAAAGUGGAAUUGCACCAAAUAAAACCCUUUCUGCAACAAUUAUCCCCGCACACACUGGGAAGCGUAACGACCACCUGCAGCACAAUCACGCUUAUCAGUGUGAUGGAAAUCUUUCCGUGUGGUUUGUUUCGUACGGCACAGCAAACCAACCACCAUCAUACGAUGAUCAGCAACUGGACGGCUCAUCAGUAGCGUUCACCCAGAGGACCCGUACGUACCAAAUGUUGUUUCCCGCUUCAUCCCGAACACUGCUCCACCGUUGGAUAAAUCAGUGCGGAGUAUUUGAAUCCCGGAGUUUGAAAACCACCGGACUGCAGAUACGGCAAUUAGGUGCAAGUGCUUCAUUGUUCGCUGGAGUGCAAUUUACCGCUCCUUACAGUAGUAGCGGGCUGAGCCGGCGUUUGAAGGAGCAGCAGACGAUCAGUAGUGGAUACAGUAGCAAGAAGUAUUCAAAUAUGUUACCGUCGCACGAAACGAUGGCGCAGCGAGGUGGACCCGUCGAGCCGGUGCGCUUCACGAAAAACAUGACAUUCUUCACCAAUCGAAAGCAAAGCUAUGAAAAAGACAAUCAUACAUUAAGGCUGACGGCAACGCUCGACAAGCCGUUGGUGUUUAUCUUCGCCUGGCUACAGGCGUCCGAAAAGCAUCUGGCAAAGUACGCCGACUUCUAUCUGGACCAGGGAUUCGAAGUGCUGUGCGUCCACAUAACGCCCUGGCAGCUGGUGUGGCCCGUCAACGGCUCACAGAAGGUGGCGGCCGAUGUUGUCAAAUUUCUCACCAACAACGCAUUCCCCGAGGGGAUCGUCAUACACGGCUUCUCCGUCGGUGGCUACCUCUGGGGCGAAUGUUUGGUGAAGCUGCACGCGGACCCGGCCGGCAAGAGUGUGCUGGCAAAAAUCCGCGGCCAGGUGUGGGAUAGUCUGGCGGACAUAACGGAAAUACCGGUCGGUGUGCCGCAUGCGGUGCUACCACACAAUCCCACCCUCCAGGGCGUCCUGCGCAACUAUAUCAACUACCAUAUGAAGCUGUUCCACGAGGAAGCAACCCAGUAUUACGUGAAAUGUACGCAUCUCUUCCAUUACGAGCCGGCCCAGUGUCCGGCCCUGCUGCUCGUCUCGAAAACGGAUCCCGUCGGCACGGAAAAGGCUAACAAUCGGCUGCGGAGCAUUUGGGAAUCCGUUGGAGUAAAGACAUCGCUCAAGUGCUGGGAUAAGUCACCUCACGUUGGCCACUUCCACAAGCAUCGGGACGAGUACAUCGAGCUGCUGCUCGCUCACCUUCGUGCCCUCGACCUGCCGAUGUACAAUCGUAAGGCUAAGCUCUAAUGACCCGGCGACAAGCCAGUUAUGAUUUGUUGUGUAAUCCAACGACCUGCCUGUGUUGGUUCGCUCGAACGGGAGCUGGUUUGAUUAAAAGCGAUAAGGUGAUAAGGUGAUAAGUACCCGGUCAGUUAUCCAGUGACUUUUUCUGGCGAUUAGCCUUUCUACAGCUACUACCAGUGUGACCUCUGUGUGGUCCACCGAUAAAGAAACACAUCAGGAAUUAGAUAAAUAUUUAAGCUGUAAAGAUGUAGCAAUAGUAGCUCUUUUGCUAUCCUGCCCUUCAGCUGAUAUCUUUCACAACAAAGUAUCGCAGCUAGCUGUGAAAAAGCAAGCAAAUAAUAAACUUCCCACGACAAUGAAGCGCA
Molecule: messenger RNA, 1725 nt
Organism: Anopheles coluzzii
Lineage: Eukaryota; Metazoa; Arthropoda; Insecta; Diptera; Culicidae
Exons: 5
Coding region: 260-1363 (367 amino acids)
Molecular function (GO): serine hydrolase activity
Source: RefSeq, a predicted model, not a curated record